GUCUCAAACAUUGGGAGGAAUAGGGAUUAGGGACUGCGUGUAAGAGAAAGAACGGGAUUAAGCAUUUAAUUUCAAGCAUAAUUUCCACGGCCUAAUAAAGUAACCUAAGACACUAUACAGGAAGAGAAAGAAAGAAACAUACGAGGAGGCAAAAAGAAAGAAACGUUUAGGGAUUAUACUAAUUACCACAUUAAAUAAAAAGUUAUUUGUGUCCCAAUUCCCAAAUCACCCAAUAUUCAGAGUGGAAGAAAGAAGAGUUCUUCUUCUUCCUUUGUCUUCACCGUUACCGAACACAGAUUCGUUUUUCUCCGAGGUAGUGGGGGCACCGAAACCAUCUGGGUCGGGUGAUGGAAGAAGGGGUUAUUUGCCAGUGGAGCGUGUUUAGAUCUCUCUUGGCUAUCCUUCAGUGGUGGGCUUUCAAUGUCACUGUCAUUAUCAUCAACAAGUGGAUCUUCCAGAAAUUGGAUUUCAAGUUUCCACUGUCGGUAUCCUGCAUCCACUUCAUCUGCUCGGCCAUUGGAGGAUAUGUGGUGAUUAAGGUGCUGAAGCUUAAACCACUGAUAACUGUUGACCCUGAAGACCGCUGGAGAAGAAUCUUUCCUAUGUCAUUUGUGUUCUGUAUUAACAUUGUGCUGGGGAAUGUGAGCCUACGAUAUAUACCGGUUUCUUUUAUGCAGACAAUAAAAUCAUUCACCCCAGCAACAACAGUUGUUUUGCAAUGGCUAGUUUGGAGGAAAUAUUUUGACUGGCGUAUUUGGGCUUCUCUUAUCCCCAUUGUUGGAGGGAUUCUUCUCACGUCUGUUACAGAGCUUAGCUUUAAUGCAUUUGGGUUUUGUGCUGCCUUAUUGGGCUGUUUGGCUACAUCUACAAAGACUAUCCUUGCAGAGUCUCUGUUGCAUGGAUACAAAUUUGACAGCAUAAACACUGUUUAUUACAUGGCCCCUUUUGCAACCAUGAUCUUGGCAAUACCGGCUUUGUUACUUGAAGGCAAUGGAGUUCUUGAGUGGCUAAGUACUCAUCCAUAUCCUUGGUCAGCCCUGAUCAUUAUUUUCAGCUCUGGAGUUUUGGCGUUCUGCCUUAACUUCUCCAUUUUUUAUGUGAUUCAUUCCACCACUGCUGUAACAUUUAAUGUUGCUGGAAACCUUAAGGUUGCUGUUGCUGUCCUUGUCUCCUGGCUAAUUUUUAGGAACCCCAUAUCAUAUUUAAAUUCUGUUGGAUGUGCCGUGACACUUGUUGGAUGUACAUUCUAUGGUUAUGUGAGGCAUUUGCUCUCCCAACAGCCACCAGUUCCAGGAACCCCAAGGACACCAAGGACUCCUAGGAAUAAGAUGGAGUUGCUUCCACUUGUAAAUGACAAAUUAGAUGAUAAAGUCUAAUAAUAAUUGGUUUAGUUUAGGCUAUGAAUGAAUGAGGUUUCUGCCGUUUGUAAAGGCAGUGAUAGCUAAAGGGUAUAAAAGUGACUUUGAUUAUUUGUUACGUUAGAUUUUCCAGUUUUUAAUACAUAGUUUUUUUUUUUUGAAGCACUUUAUCUUGCCCCCUUUUUUUUUGUCUGGCUUUUGAUGGCUUGAUUUCGAUGUAAUUUUUAUGUCUCCAUUUUUC
Molecule: messenger RNA, 1599 nt
Organism: Glycine soja
Lineage: Eukaryota; Viridiplantae; Streptophyta; Magnoliopsida; Fabales; Fabaceae
Product: UDP-galactose transporter 1-like
Exons: 5
Coding region: 348-1376 (342 amino acids)
Cellular component (GO): Golgi apparatus
Molecular function (GO): antiporter activity
Source: RefSeq, a predicted model, not a curated record